AUGCGACUCGAGGUUGACGACGAAGGCAGUGGGUUCUCUUUCAAUGGGACCUUCGCCAAUCGCUUGGCGUCUCGCUCGCGCUGGGUUGGGUGCGCCCUCUGCGUACUGGGCACCCUCUACUCUUUUACGAUGCCAAGCGAGGCUCGGCGCGAAAGCGGUCGCUGCAGGACCGUUGCAGAGCAGGAUCCUGUCCCAGACGAGGUCGUUUGCCUCGAUCGUUCCGCGAGAACGCCAGCACCAUGGCAAUAGCUCGAAGUCUCACAGAGUUUGGCCUUGGGCAGCAUCUGGCGCGAUUGUACUGGCGCUUUACUCAAUCAACCUGCGUCCCGUCUCGGCUCAAGAUUCCGGUUCAAAGGAAGAGGGCAGCAAGGGCGAGGAGGAAGAGGAGGACAAGCCCAAGUUCGCACCCUCCGUCGACGAGAUCGAAGCUGAAGAACGACGGCGGAAUCGCAAUGCACUUGCCCGAGCAUUCUUCAAGCUCGUCAGUGCCGUCCAAGACUACAUUAUUGAGCCAAUCGGGACAACGGGCAGGUUCAUCGUCCUCGUCUGCCUCUUUCUCCCCGUCAUUCUCGCAAUGCCCAUGCUCCUCGUUGGCCGGAGGCGAGAAGGCGGCAGAAGACGAGGGCGAAGGCUAGCGAAGCAAGAUGGUGGGGAGCGAUGGGGUGCCAUCUGGUGGUACGGCUUUCUGGUCAAGCAAAUGGAAAGAGCUGGUCCGACCUUCAUCAAGCUCGCACAAUGGGCUGGGUCUCGUCAAGAUCUGUUCCCGAAGGAGCUGUGCGACCUCUUGGGCAAACUCCACUCUAAUGGUCGACCUCAUUCGCUCAAAUACACAAAGAAGGUCAUCGAGAAGGUCUUUGGCAGGCCUUUUGACGAGAUCUUCGAGCACUUCCCCGAUGAGCCUCUAGGAAUCGGCGCUGUUGCGCAAGUGUACAAGGCAAUCUUGAAACCAGACCUUCUCCCACCGGCCUACCUCGAAAGCAAGCGACAUCCUGGCAGAAGCAACCAGUUCACUCGUUCGCUCGCCCUCACCUACGAUGAGGACCAUCCACCACCACAAGUCCCGACGGCUUCCGUUGCCAUCAAAGUCCUCCACCCGCGAGCGCGAAAAACCAUUGCAAGGGACAUCAAGAUCAUGACUUUCUUUGCCAAGCUCAUCAACUUCAUCCCUGGCGCCGAGUGGCUCUCGUUCCCAGAGGAGGUCGAGGUUUUCUCGCAGAUGAUGUUCAGCCAGCUCGAUCUUCGCAACGAGGCUGCCAACCUGGAUCGCUUCGAAAAGAACUUCGGGAAGAGGAGAAGCGCUGUUUCAUUCCCCAGGCCUUUGCUCGAGUUCACCUCCAGGGAGAUUCUCAUCGAAGAGUUCGAGGAGGCUUUGCCUUUGAAGCACUUCCUCAACAUGGGUGGCGCUGGGUUCGACAAUCGCAUUGCCAACCUGGGUUUGGAUGCUUUCUUGAACAUGCUUCUCCUCGACAACUUCACACACGCCGAUCUGCAUCCGGGCAACAUCAUGAUUAAGUUCUACCGCCCCACGACCAAGUCUCUUCUUCGCGACCUCGUCACCCGUGUCAUCUCCCGCUUCGACUCUGACUACGCGCCGGGGAGAUCCAAAGCAGCUCCCACUGCCGACGACCAGGCGGAAGAAGACGUCGUGAAGAGGAUGAUGAAGCUCAGACACGACCAGGACGCCUGGCUCGAUGAGCUGGAUCGACUCGAUGCGGCAGGUUACCAACCAGAGCUCGUUUUCCUCGACGCAGGUCUGACGGUGGAGUUGACGCCCGAGAAUCGGCGAAAUUUCCUCGAUUUGUUCGGAGCCGUCGCCGAGUUCGAUGGUGCGCUGGCCGGCCACCUCAUGGUGGAGCGUUGCCGGACGCCGGACCUCGUCAUUGACGAAGAGACGUUUGCACUGAGGAUGCAGGACCUCGUGCUGAGCGUCAAGAGCAAGACGUUUAGCUUGGCAAAGAUCAAGAUUGGAGACGUCCUCUCCGAAGUCCUGUCGGCUGUCCGGUCGCACCACGUAAAGAUGGAGGCGGACUUUGUCAACACAGUCAUCUCCAUUCUUUUGCUCGAGGGAAUCGGGCGACAGCUCGAUCCAAACAUGGACCUUUUCAAGAGCGCGCUGCCCAUCUUGAGAAACCUCGGACGGGAGUUGGCCAGACAAGAGGGAACCCGGACGCUUUCGAGGCAGCCGCAUCAGGGAAGCGACGGCGCUCCGGGCGGAGGCGUCACGCCAAUGAUCAAGAUCUGGUUCUGGUUGGAAGCCAGAUCAUGGCUUUUGAGCAUGGCCGAGAAGCAGACGGUCGAUGCCUUUGUCAGAUACGAUUGGCUUUCGCCGGCUGCGUGAGCGGCAUUAGCUCCUUCGCUUAUUCCUUUUCCUCUUGCUUCCCGUCUUCUUUUACUCACCCGACACCUGGACUCGCAAUGACUGCAGCAAUAGAAAUCACAAAACUAC
Acaromyces ingoldii is the source of this 2446-nucleotide messenger RNA. RefSeq names its product ABC1-domain-containing protein. The record is from RefSeq and is a predicted model, not a curated record. NCBI's taxonomy places the organism in Eukaryota, Fungi, Basidiomycota, Exobasidiomycetes, Exobasidiales, Cryptobasidiaceae. Gene Ontology annotation, cellular component: mitochondrion. The transcript is spliced from 2 exons. The coding region runs from base 44 to 2338 and encodes 764 amino acids.